AUGCCCGACAAGAAGAAAGUCUUAGUAACCGGAUUCGGCGGCAGAAUAGGCAAAGUCCUGCGCGACCACCUCGGCGACAAGUACGAGUUCAGCGGCAUCGACCGCAUCCCACUCGAAGGCUUGGACUCCCUCACCGCCGACCUCACCGACCUCGAAGCCAUCGCCCCCGCAUUCGAGGGCAAGGACGUCGUAGUGCAUCUCGCCGCCGAGCCGCGCCACACCCCCGACAUCGGCUGGGACCUGCUCAUGCCCGACAACGUAAUCGCCACCGCCAACGUCUUCGAGGCAGCAAAGCAGGCAGGCGUCAGCCGCAUCAUCUUCUUCAGCUCCAUGCACGUCGUCGGCAUGUACGAGCGCGACCAGCCCUACACCGCCAUCGCCGAAGGCGACUACGGCGACCUCGACCCUGCCACCGUCCCCCUCAUCACCCACGACAUGCCCGACAGACCCGACGGCCCCUACGCCGUCAGCAAGAUAUUCGGCGAAGCCCUCGGUCGCUACUUCGACGAAGACCACGGCAUCAGCGUCAUCUGCAUCCGUUUCGGCACUACCAGUCCCGACGACCGUCCCGGAUCAGACCCCGCAGCUUCGUAA
This is a messenger RNA of Geodia barretti, 594 nucleotides long. Lineage: Eukaryota; Metazoa; Porifera; Demospongiae; Tetractinellida; Geodiidae. The record is from the annotation of a GenBank genome assembly.